Messenger RNA from Betta splendens (Siamese fighting fish), 1821 nucleotides. RefSeq names its product nucleoporin 43 (gene nup43). Gene Ontology annotation, molecular function: protein binding. Lineage: Eukaryota; Metazoa; Chordata; Actinopteri; Anabantiformes; Osphronemidae. The record is from RefSeq and is a predicted model, not a curated record. The coding region runs from base 473 to 1591 and encodes 372 amino acids. The transcript is spliced from 8 exons. Gene Ontology annotation, cellular component: nuclear pore outer ring.
ACACAAGGUGUAUGUCAACACAUAUCUCGGUUCCAGUCCUGCACUUGUGCUGAGGAUGAAAUUACGUCGUGUUACGAUGUGUUUGUAUUAUUUAUUGUGUUAUGUAUUUUCGUGUGCAUUUUAAGUGUCGCUGUUUUUAACAGCAGCUGUAACGGGGCAAAAUAAUUUCCCUCGGAUAUGAACAAUUCUUUUGACUGGGAUGAAAAUUAAAUCAGAUCACAAUCAUUACAAAUCGGACAAAAAAGUUGUCGUGUGGCGUCAUGACGCCUUACUACCGGUUGGUGGCGCUGUUGUAACUGUACUGCGUUCCCACCGCCGGAGAGACGUAGGCGGCUGAUUGGUUGUUUGGCCCUACACGGCUACCGUGGCUAAGUAGACAUAGCAGGCGCGUAGAUUUCGGUUUUGCUCAUGUGUGCUAAGCUAGCACCAGAUUUCCUUUUGAAUUAAGCUCAGAGACGCGUAUUUUGUCCCAAUGGAGAGUAUAAAUGCUAAAUACGUGUCGCAGAAAAUCAGCAAGACGAGAUGGCGACCGGUGUCGCAUUCGUCGUUGCAGCAACCAGAUAUUUUUGCGACUGGCUCGUGGGACAAUGAGGAAAACAAAGUUUCUUUCUGGUCCAUUUUGAAUAACGGAGGUUCUGAAGUGGAAGAUGGAUUUGAAGGUGACCCACACCUAUUAUGUGAACAAAGACAUGACGGCGAUGUUAUGGACCUUCAGUUUCUGGAUCAAGACAGAAUUGUCACAGCGUCUUCGACAGGAGCAGUCACCAUAUUCCGACACCACCAAAACACUCAGACUGUAUCAGUCUCUCAGCAGUGGGUGAGAGCACAUCGUUACCCCUGUGACAACGCCCCUUGUACUGGUGUGGUGUGCAGCAGUCCUGAGAUUGUUACGGUUGGUGAAGAUGGCAGGAUUAUUGUGUUCAGAGCUGACCAGGAAGGAGUAAUCAGAGUCAUAGAAAAUGCAGACAGCAGCACAAUUCAUGCCGUGACUUAUCUGAGAACAACAGAGAUCUUGACGGUGAAUUCUAUCGGUCAACUAAAGCUGUGGGAUUUCAGACAACAGAACAACUCGCCUUCCCAGAUUCUUUCUCUGUCAGGGGAUCGAGUUCCUCUGCACUGUGUGGACAGACAUCCCAACCAGCAACACGUUGUGGCCACAGGAGGCCAGGAUGGCAUGCUCUGCGUCUGGGAUGUGAGACAAGGCAACACUCCAUUUUCACUGAUGGAGGCACACACUGCUGAAAUGUGGGAAGUCCACUUUCACCCAACAAACCCAGACCAUCUCUUCACGUGCUCAGAGGACGGCUCGCUUCUGCACUGGGAGACUUCCUCACAUGUGGACAUGCCCUCCUUCCUACAAGGUGGCAGAAACAGCAGCAUGAUGUCUCACAGUGCAGUGUUACCGCCUGGAGGAAACCAGUCUCUUGUUAGUGCCUGGCUCAGUGGAGACUCCACAAAAGGCCGCUUGGAAACGACCCACAUGCUGCCCAGUCAGACGCUGCCUGUUAACAGUCUGGAUGUACUGGGACAGUGUCUUGUCUGUGGCACUGAUGGAGAGGCAGUUUUUGUCAACAGACAGGUUUCAGUUUAGAGGAGCUGGAGAAGAUGUGGACGAUGUUGUUUAAAAAGACAUUUGUUAUUUACUGUAUUUUCCUGUUGGCUGUAUUUUAUACAGACUUUCCAGUUGGUGUGAUGGAUCUGUCUGGGAGUCAAGUCUUCUGAUUUAGUUCUCUUUCAAAGCAGAAUAUUUCAUCAGCAGUAUAUUCUAUAUGGAUGUCAGUUAAAACAAUUUUGAGUAAAUAAAUAAGAAAUAAACUUGAA